UCUCUCUCUAUAUAUAUAUAUAUGGCUCAUAAAUAAUAUUCCGAAGCUGGAGUUACAUUUCAACAAAUUUCCUGUUCACUUGAAUCGUCGAGGGCGGCUCAUUAUUAUUAUUCUAUUAUGACACAGCCAACCAGCAAUUCCCCCUUUAUAAGUUAUAAGUUAUGACCACCCCAUCUCUCAUCUCUCACUCUCCCUCACCACCAACCCAAAGGAGAGAAAGAGAGAGUGCAAUAGAUAGAUAGAUAGAUAGAUAGAUGGAUGGAUAGAUAAAGAGCAGGAAACAGAGAGAAAUUAAGAUAUAUUUAUAUAGAGAGAGAAAGAGAGAUAAAGAGGGUGAGUGAGGGGGAGCUUACAGAAGAGGCAUUGUUAAUGGACUCGAAGCCCGGCGGCGGCAACGGGAAGAGCCGAGUGCUGCUGGGGAAGUACGAGGUGGGGCGGCUGCUGGGCCGCGGGACGUUCGCGAAGGUGUACCACGGGCGGUCGGUGUCGGACGGCAGCUGCGUGGCGGUGAAGGUGCUGGACAAGCCGGAGGUGGUGGGCACGGGCGCGGGGCCGCGCGUGCUGCGCGAGGUGUCGGCGAUGCGGGGGCUCUCGCACCCGAACGUGCUGCGGCUGCUGGAGGUGAUGGCGACGCGCUCCAAGAUCUACCUGGUCAUGGAGCUGGCCCCGGGCGGCGACCUCCUCUCGCUCCUCACCCGCUCCCGCGGGGGGCGCCUCCCGGAGCCCGCGGCGCGCCGGUACCUGCUGCAGAUCGUCGCAGCGCUGCGCUACUGCCACGCGCGCGGCGUGGCGCACCGCGACGUGAAGCCGCAGAACCUGCUCCUCGCCCGCGACGGCGCGCUCAAGCUCUCCGACUUCGGGCUCGCCGCGCUCGCGGAGCAGCGCGGCCGCGACGGGCGCCUCCACACGGCGUGCGGCACCCCGGCCUACGCGGCGCCCGAGGUCGCCCUCCGCCGCGCCGGGGCCGGGUACGACGGGGCGCGCGCCGACGCGUGGUCGUGCGGGGUCAUCCUCUUCGUGCUCCUCGCGGGGCGGCUCCCCUUCGACGACGCCAACAUCCCGCUCAUGUACCGGAGGAUCCACAGGCGCGACUACGCCUUCCCGCCCUGGGUCUCCCCCGCCGCGCGCCGCGUCGUCGCGCGCCUCCUCGACCCCAACCCGGAGACGCGGCUCACCAUCGAGGCCCUCGCCGAGCACCCCUGGUUCAAGCGCUCCCUCAGCUUGGACUCGCAGCUCUCGCUCAUGGGCGCACCGGCGGCGCCGCCUCCGAUGAACGCCUUCGAGAUCAUCUCGCUCUCGGCGGGGCUGGACCUCUCGGGGCUGUUCGACGAGGGGAGCGGGAGGACGAGGAGGAGGAGGAGGGGGAGGAGGUUCACCUCGACGGAGCCCGCGGCGAGGGUGGUGGCGCGGGUGGAGGAGGCGGGGCGGAAGCUAGGGUUCGCGGUGGGGAGGAGGAAGGAGGGGGCGAGGGGGAUCGGAGGGUUGGGGUGGGCGCUCUCAGUGGAGGUGGCGGAGGUGGCGCCGCCGCUGAUCCUGGUGCAGCUCACGCCGGAGUACGGCGGCGGCGGCGGCGGCGGCAGCGAGGAGUUCGCUUGGGCGGAGUUGAGGUCCGAGCUCGGGGACGUCGCCGUCGCGUGGCACGGCGGCGAAGACGACGAGUGAUUCUUUUUUUCUUUUUUUUUUUCUUUUUUUUUUUGUGGGCCCCUCCCCCUUGAGACGCGUGCCGGUCCUGGGAGAGCGCGGAUCUCGAGGCGCGGAUGGACGGCGGGGGUGGGACGGGCGGCGGUGUGGGGAUUCAUUUUGUAGCGAGGGCAUUUGUAGUUUUGUACAUA
This is a messenger RNA of Ananas comosus (pineapple), 1832 nucleotides long. RefSeq names its product CBL-interacting protein kinase 7-like. NCBI's taxonomy places the organism in Eukaryota, Viridiplantae, Streptophyta, Magnoliopsida, Poales, Bromeliaceae. Gene Ontology annotation, molecular function: protein kinase activity; ATP binding. The record is from RefSeq and is a predicted model, not a curated record. Gene Ontology annotation, biological process: protein phosphorylation; signal transduction.